Molecule: messenger RNA, 1089 nt
Organism: Truncatella angustata
Lineage: Eukaryota; Fungi; Ascomycota; Sordariomycetes; Amphisphaeriales; Sporocadaceae
Product: thioredoxin-like protein
Exons: 3
Coding region: 114-944 (276 amino acids)
Biological process (GO): response to oxidative stress
Molecular function (GO): glutathione peroxidase activity
Source: RefSeq, a predicted model, not a curated record
CAGGCCGCAUCUCGUUGCAGAAUGCAGAAAUCGUGGAGACACAGUCAAGUGCGUUCAGCCCAACCACCCGAACCAGCCAGGCACACUACAAUUUCUGGAAACCUUUUAUCCCGAUGCCUCCAUCCAUCCAAAUGAGACACAGGAUUCGCUGGCAACUUCCGAGCUGCCUUGGUAAGCAACGUGCGAUCGCGGUCAGUGGCGCGAGUCGCACCUCACCCAUAAGAAGUGCGGGCACCCACCAGUGCGCUCAGCUCCAACUCGUCCAUUUUUCUCAUAGUCUGGCUAGUCCGUCCGAAUCUGCGUCGCCGUCGGCAUUUGUAAAUAUAUAUCUGAGAACUAUACCCACCACAGUCACCAACUUCUCCGAGUCGAAAGUCGUACAAUCACGAUCAAGUCCUGGUAACACCCGACGAUUACACACCAGUGCCAAGAUGGCUUCAGCAACGACUUUCUAUGACUUUAAGCCCCUUGACGGAGAUGGCAAGGAAUCCGAUUUGAACGAACACAAGGGCAAAGUUGUACUAAUCGUCAACACCGCCUCCAAGUGUGGCUUCACGCCGCAAUAUGAUGGGCUUCAGGCCCUGUACAAAGAGAUUAACGCCGACGAAAAAUAUAAAGACAAGUUCGUGAUCUUGGGCUUUCCUUGCAAUCAGUUUGGGCAUCAGGAGCCCGGUAGCCACGAGGAAAUCCAGGACUUCUGCACUCUAAAUCACAAAGUCGAAUUUCCUAUCAUGACAAAAGUUAACGUCAAUGAGCCGGACGCUGCCCCCAUUUUUGAGUGGUUGAAGUCGGAAAAGCCUGGUCUAUUUGGAAUCAAGAAGGUCAAGUGGAACUUUGAGAAAUUCCUGGUUGGUAAAGAUGGCAAGGUCAAGAACAGGUGGUCGAGCAUAACCACGCCUGCAUCGCUAAGAUCGUACAUCAUUGAGGAGUUGGAUAAGGCGUGAGAUCUGCGCCUUGAAGAGUUAUGAACUGUUAGUUCCUGUACGUCGGCAGGGCCGAUUUCUAUAGCCACAAUUGUUUCGUGAUGUUAGUCGUGUUGGAUAAUAUAAAUCAACUCAUCCGGUUUCUUUUCUGGUUCCUUCUCACCAU